Molecule: messenger RNA, 267 nt
Organism: Strongylus vulgaris
Lineage: Eukaryota; Metazoa; Nematoda; Chromadorea; Rhabditida; Strongylidae
Source: the annotation of a GenBank genome assembly
AUGACAGUGAGACCUACAACUUUGAAAGACAAAAACGUAACACUUACCAAAAAUGUUUCAGUAAACCUCGGCAUCGGUAUACCAACACUUUGCCCGAAUUACAUCCCAGCUGGAAUCAAAGUCCAUCUCCAAAGCGAAAAUGGUGUGAUUGGAGUGGGUCCAUAUCCAAAGAAGGGCAAGGAAGAUGCUGAUCUUAUCAAUGCCGGUAAAGAAACAAUCACUUUGCUGCCAGGAGCAUCCAUUUUUGGAAGUGACGAGUCAUUUGCA